CGCCCGCAUAUUUCUUUUUCGCUUUAUUAUUUGAUCCUUUCUUCUUUUUUGGAUUUCGAUCCGACCUUUUAGGGUUUUCCGAAGAAAUCUUCUGAAUCUGAGUUCGUGAUGUAAAAGUAUUGGACUUUCUGUUUCUUGAUCUUAAGCGUUUAUGGGGAGGAUGAUUGGAAGCUGCCGAGAGUGUGUUGAUAUCCAAUUGUAGAGCUUUCGUGUGUCCACUUUGAAGCCAAAUCAUAAAGUGAUUAGUUACACCAAAGAAAUAUGUCAGCAUCAAGGAAGGACAUGGACCCUGCUUUCCAUGGUGCAGGAACAAAGGCUGGGAUGGAAGUAUGGCGAAUUGAGAAUUUUGCGGUUGUUCCUAUCCCAUUUCAUGGAAAGUUCUUUACAGGGGAUUCAUAUGUGAUUUUGAAGACAUCUUCCCUGAAAAAUGGUGCUUUGCGUCAUGAUAUCCAUUAUUGGCUUGGUAAAGAUACUACUCAGGAUGAAGCUGCGACUGCUGCCAUCAAGACUAUUGAGCUUGAUACAAUUCUUGGUGGACGUGCUGUUCAGUAUCGUGAGGUACAAGGAAACGAGACAAAGAAGUUCCUGUCUUACUUUAGACCAUGUAUCAUUCCACAACAAGGUGGAGUGGCAUCUGGAUUUAGGCACGCUGAUGUAAAUGAGCAUGAGCAUGAGACUCGUCUAUAUCUCUGCAAAGGGAAACAUGUUGUCCACAUAAAAGAGGUUCCUUUUGUGCGGUCAUCCCUCAAUCAUGAUGGUAUAUUCAUUCUGGACACAAGAUCAAAGAUUUUUCAGUUUAAUGGAUCCAACUCAACCAUUCAAGAAAGAGCUAAAGCUCUUGAGGUGGUCCAACAUAUAAAAGAUACUUUUCACGAUGGAAAGUGUGAGGUAGCAGCUAUUGAGGAUGGCAAGUUGAUGGCUGAUGCUGAUGCUGGAGAAUUCUGGGGCUUGUUUGGUGGCUUUGCUCCUCUUCCUAGAAAGGUAUCUUCCGAGGAAGCAAGAGAUGUGGAUACCAUUUCUGUGAAAUUACUUUGUGUUGAGAAUGGGCAGCCAACACCUGUUGAUGCUGAUUCAUUGACAAGAGAGUUGCUAAACACAAAUAAGUGUUACUUGCUGGAUUGUGGUAUUGAAGUCUGUGUGUGGAUUGGCAGAAAUACAUCACUUGAGGAAAGGAAAAUUGCAAGUGCUGCUGCGGAAGAAUUAAUUAGUGGACCUGACAGACAAAAAUGUCAUGUAAUUCGUGUUGUUGAAGGAUUUGAGACUGUCAUGUUUCGUUCAAAAUUUGAUACAUGGCCACAGACAGCUGGUGCAGCUGCUUCUGAAGAUGGUAGAGUUAAGGUUGCUGCCCUUUUAAAGCGCCAGGGGUUGAAUGUGGAGGGUCUUACAAAGUCUGAUACUUCAAAGGAAGAGCCUCAGCCAUACAUUGAUUGCACAGGCGAUUUACAGGUUUGGCAUGUAAAUGGUGAUGAGAAAGUGCUUCUUGCAUCUUCUGAUCAGACAAAAUUUUACAGUGGAAAUUGCUAUAUCUUCCAGUAUACAUAUUCUGGUGAAGAUAAAGAGGAAUAUCUAAUUGGUACUUGGUUUGGGACGAAGAGUGUUGAGGAUGAGAGAGCUUCAGCUAUAUCCCUCUCUGGAAAGAUGGUUGAAGCCUUGAAGUCACAGGCUGUUCAGACUCGUCUUUAUGAAGGAAAAGAACCUAUUCAAUUCUUUUCAAUCUUCCAGAUCUUUAUUGUUUUUAAGGGUGGGUUGAGUUCUGGAUAUAAGAGAUUUAUCACGGAGAAUAGCACUGCUGAUGAGACAUAUUCAGAAGAUGGUCUUGCACUUUUUCGAGUUCAAGGUUCUGGACCAGAUAACAUGCAAGCAAUUCAAGUUGAGCCGGUGGCAUCUUCCUUGAAUUCAUCUUACUGUUACAUAUUGCAUAAUGAUACAACAGUUUUUACAUGGUCUGGAAGUCUUACUACCUCAGAGGAUCAAGAUCUUGUCGAGAGACUGCUAGAUCAAAUAAAGCCAAAUAUUCAGUACAAACCACAAAAGGAAGGGACAGAAACUGAACAGUUUUGGGGUUUACUAGGAGGUAGAUGUGACUAUUCCAAUCAAAAGAUUGUCAAGGAACCAGAAAAUGAUCCUCACCUAUUUUAUUGUGAUUUUUCAAAAGACAAUUUAAAGGUUACAGAAAUAUUUAAUUUUACCCAAGAUGAUCUGAUGACAGAAGAUGUAUAUAUCCUCGACUGUCAUUCUGACAUCUUCGUUUGGAUUGGACAAAAGGUGGACACAAAGAUAAGAUCACAAGCUCUAAAAAUAGGAGAGGAAUUUCUUGAACAUGAUUUUCUUCUUGAGAAAAUAUCUCGAGAAACUUCGAUAUUCAUAGUCACAGAAGGAAAUGAGCCACCAUUCUUCACUCGUUUCUUCACAUGGGACUCUGCAAAAUCAGCUAUGCAUGGUAAUUCCUACCAGAGGAAGCUUGCCAUAGUGAAAACUGGAGUCACUCGACCUGUUGAGAAGCCAAAACGGCGUGUACCGACAUCUGGUGGAAGAAGUGUAACAGAUAAAUCUCAGCGUUCCAGAAGCAUGUCCUUUAGCCCAGACAAUGUUCGUGCAAGAGGAAGAUCUCCAGCUUUCAGUGCAUUAGCAGCGACCUUUGAGAAUCCAAAUUCCAGGAAUCUUUCAACCCCUCCUCCAGCUGUUACCAGACUUUAUCCAAAGUCUACAAUCCCAGAUUCUGUAAAACCAGUACCACGUUCAGCAGCAAUUGCUGCUUUAACUGCAUCUUUUGAAUCUGCAAAGGAAAGUGUUGAAUCAAAGUCAUCCAGAGGAGAUGUGAAAUCCAAGGUUGCUCAAGAAAGCAUGGAGGCCAAUUCUAUUGAGAAUCCAAUUUCAGCGAGUGGGAGAAACGAUGACCUCACCAUUAAAGAAGAGAUGAAUGAGGGGGAAGAUGAAGAUGAUGGAGGGCUUCCUAUAUUUCCUUAUGAACACUUAACGACAUCGUCCAGCGAUCCUGUUACCGACAUUGAUAUAACCAAGAGAGAGGCUUACUUAUCUUCAGUAGAGUUCAAAGAGAAAUUUGGCAUGAAAAAGAGUGCCUUUUAUGACCUACCAAAAUGGAAGCAGAAUAAGCUUAAGAUGGCAGUUCAUCUAUUUUAAUUCUACCAUCUGCAUUCAGUUCUCACUACAUGUUGAAACCUCAGAAGAGUACAUUGGCUUUGUGUUCUUACACACCCACAUGCACUUGCGGUGGAAACCUAUCAGCAAUAGGCUGUUCAAGUGCUUUCUCAGCUGCUUCUUGAUUUAGAUAGUUUAUGAGAUUUUACCGUUGGCAUAGAUUUGUUUAUUCCUUUUUUGGGUCAAAAAUUGUCUUCUCAGCUUUAAAUUUUAUUUUUCAUAAUAUGUAUCUUUCAUUUAUUAGAGAUAAAGGCAGUGAGCUGACCAAAAUUCUAUAGAUUGUAAUUUUUUUAUGGUAUGACCGAAAACAUCUUAUGAGGAAUGAAAUAAAUGUUUUUUGGUUGGUGGUGACAGAAGUGUCAAUAGUAGUAUCAUUGCAUUUGGUAGGUUUAUAUGGUUAUCCAAAUCAACAAAUAUGCAUCCAAAUACUUUGAGAAAAAAGGGUGGCUACUUUCUUUUAUAUUUCGCUGCAUGUGGAUCCUUA
Molecule: messenger RNA, 3643 nt
Organism: Musa acuminata subsp. malaccensis (wild Malaysian banana)
Lineage: Eukaryota; Viridiplantae; Streptophyta; Magnoliopsida; Zingiberales; Musaceae
Source: RefSeq, a predicted model, not a curated record